This is a messenger RNA of Platichthys flesus (European flounder), 1400 nucleotides long. Its product is annotated as proteinase-activated receptor 1-like. The annotation marks the transcript as partial. Lineage: Eukaryota; Metazoa; Chordata; Actinopteri; Pleuronectiformes; Pleuronectidae. Gene Ontology annotation, cellular component: membrane. The transcript has a single exon. Gene Ontology annotation, biological process: blood coagulation; thrombin-activated receptor signaling pathway; phospholipase C-activating G protein-coupled receptor signaling pathway. The record is from RefSeq and is a predicted model, not a curated record. Gene Ontology annotation, molecular function: thrombin-activated receptor activity.
AACAUCAACGGAACAUGGGUGCUGAAUGUAACCAGCAUCAAGAGGGUGAAAAUCUCUGAAGAAGCGCUGUUGUUUCUCACUGGCUCUGUGUCCACCAUCCUCAUCCCUUCCUUCUACACGCUGAUCUGCCUCUUCAGCUUGCCGAUCAACAUCUGUGCAGUGGUGGCCUUCACUCUGAGGAUCAAACCCAUGAAGACGGCGGCCAUCUACAUGUUGAAUCUGGCCUGUGUCGAUGUGCUCUUUGCUGUAUUGCUACCCUUCAAGAUCUCCUACCACUUUGGCGGCAACAACUGGGUAUUCGGCUCACUCAUGUGCCGUGUGGUCACUGCAGCCUUCUACUGGAACAUGUAUUGCUCUGUUCUGCUCAUAACUUGCAUCAGUGUGGACCGUCUCCUUGGUGUAGUCUAUCCUCUUGACUCUCUGUCUUGGAGGAGGCCAAAGAAAGCAAUCAUGGCCUGCAUCGCCAUGUGGAUAUUAUCUUUCGCUGGCACUGUGCCUCUUGUCAUCGACGACCAAACUUUUUCCCUCAGUCAGCUGAACAUCACCACCUGCCACGACGUCCAGCCUGUGCACGAGAUAAUCUUGUACUACAAGUCCUACUUCAUUGCCCUAUGCUGCGCCUUCUUCAUCCUGCCUUUGCUCAUCACAGUGGUGUCCUACACUCGUGUGAUCUGGGCACUGAGCAGAGUCCAACGUGGCGUUCUCGGAAGUUCAGGCAGAACAACAAGAGCAGUGGUGAUGACUGGAACAGUGCUGGUGAUAUUUGUGCUGUGUUUCACACCCACACACUGUGUACUGAUGGCACGCUAUUUGCAAUUUAACGGGGGUGCUGAGGCGUUCAAAGAGACCAGCUCCUACGCAGCCUAUCUAGUUUGUAUGUGUUUAGGAAGUCUGAACUGUCUCCUGGAUCCCCUGGUCUACUACUUUGGCUCAUCCCAGUGCAGGAAACAACUUUCCAGCACACUGAGGUGUGAGAAGCUUUUGGAGGACAUUAGUGGACAUUCCCUUUCUGGCCUCAGUAGUCGCUUAACUAGGAUGGGAACAACCAGAUCCAGUGACCUGCAGGUUGAUGUCCACCUGCAGUGACCUGCAGGUGGACACCAAAACUCAAUUUUGGUGGCAAAAUGAAAACCAGGGUUUCUUCAAAACCACAUGCUUUCAAUCAGUUCAAAAAGAUAGACUAUUGUUGGGAUUUUAAAUUUUAGCUGGUGUGUGGGUCUGACUGAAACUCUAAACAAUAAAGCAGGAAGGGGGGGCAUGAACAGUUUGGGCCAGAUAUAAGGCCUUCACAAAUGUAUUAUUAAUAACUUUUUCCUUCCUAGUGUUUAAUCCUGAAAUUAGCUAGAAAUGCUGGACAGUCUCAGUUUAAAGUUAUUUACCUUUAGAAUGCAGCUAAACAC